GAGAGAAGCAAGCACUCAGUGUACAGAGACUGAAGGGGCAGGCGAGAGGGAGGGAGGCACUCAGCAGGCAGAGCAGAGAGACAAGGAGGGAGUGCAGGGCUUGGAGCUGGGUACCGCCGCGAACACCCUGUCCCAAUCCUCCUUCAUCCUUCCCAUCCCAGCCACCUUCCUUCCUGACAGCCACCGGAGCAGCAGCCGGACACAGACCCCUUCCAGACAGGACAGAGCCACAUUACUUGAACAGGGGAAAGCUCGAGGUGGUGGCCAUCCAGGGUGACAUUGCCGGGGAGCCUCCAGAACUCCAUUUGGCGAAGGCCUGCGCAAAGAGAUGGGUCCUGCAGUGCACCCUAAAGGUGUGUGACUGAACCAUGGAGCUCCGAGUGGGGAACAAGUAUCGGCUGGGCCGAAAGAUUGGCAGUGGUUCCUUUGGAGACAUUUACCUGGGUGCCAAUAUUGCCACUGGGGAAGAAGUUGCCAUCAAAUUGGAAUGUGUCAAAACCAAGCACCCCCAGCUCCACAUCGAGAGCAAGUUCUACAAGAUGAUGCAGGGAGGAGUGGGUAUUCCCUCCAUUAAGUGGUGUGGGGCAGAGGGUGACUAUAAUGUGAUGGUGAUGGAGCUCCUGGGACCCAGCCUGGAGGAUCUCUUCAAUUUCUGCUCCCGCAAGUUCAGUCUCAAGACUGUUCUGCUCCUGGCAGACCAGAUGAUCAGCCGUAUCGAGUACAUUCAUUCCAAGAACUUCAUCCACCGGGAUGUGAAGCCAGACAAUUUCCUAAUGGGGCUUGGCAAGAAGGGCAACCUGGUGUACAUCAUUGACUUUGGCCUGGCCAAGAAAUACCGAGACGCCCGGACCCACCAGCACAUCCCCUACCGGGAAAACAAGAACCUGACUGGCACGGCCCGCUACGCCUCCAUCAACACCCACUUGGGAAUUGAACAAAGUCGCCGUGAUGACCUGGAGAGCUUGGGCUACGUGCUCAUGUACUUCAACCUGGGUUCACUGCCCUGGCAGGGCCUCAAGGCUGCCACCAAGCGCCAAAAGUAUGAGCGUAUCAGUGAGAAGAAGAUGUCAACACCCAUUGAGGUGCUCUGCAAAGGGUACCCUUCUGAGUUUUCCACGUACCUCAAUUUCUGCCGCUCACUGCGGUUUGAUGACAAACCCGACUACUCGUACCUGCGGCAGCUCUUCCGUAACCUCUUCCACCGCCAGGGCUUCUCCUACGACUAUGUCUUCGACUGGAACAUGCUCAAAUUCGGAGCAGCCCGAAACCCUGAGGACAUGGAUCGGGAGCGGCGAGAGCACGAGCGAGAAGAGAGGAUGGGGCAACUCCGGGGUUCCGCCACACGGGCGCUGCCACCCGGCCCCCCUGCUGGAGCCACAGCCAACCGCCUUCGCAACGUCGCCGAGCCCAUGGCCUCCACGCCCGCCUCCCGAAUCCAGCAAUCCGGAAAUACGUCCCCCAGGGCGAUCUCACGGGUGGACAGGGAGCGGAAGGUCAGCAUGAGGUUACACAGGGGAGCUCCUGCCAACGUCUCUUCCUCUGACCUCACAGGGCGGCAAGAGGUGUCACGGAUUUCAGCGUCACAGACGAGCGUGCCAUUUGAUCACCUUGGGAAGUGAGGAGAAGAUGCCCCCGGACCAGUGUUUGCUUAGUGUCUUCACUGUAUUUUUCUUUUAAAAACAAAAACAAAAAAACCCCAAAAACAACAACAACAAAAACUUAAAAAAAAAACACAAAACAGUUUUUUUUUGGUUUGUUUUUUGCCAACACUGAGGAGAUGAGCUGCCCCCCCGUGCUGGCAUGAAACGUUUCUGAGCUCGCCACCUGUGUUCCCCAACACGAGCGCCUCCGAGAAGCCGACGACGCGGGAGCCCUGCAGAAAUGCCUCUGCUGCCUUUGUGCAGCUUUCCCCCCCAGCCCCACCUCAGCGCACCGUCUUCCCAGCUGACUGCACCCCGCCCUCCCUUGACUCUGCUCUUUUUAUUUUGUUUUUAAAACAACGUCCUGUCUUUUUUUUUUAAUUUUGGUUGAUUUUAAGAUCAAGUGGUUUCUAAUCCAAUUUUUUAAUUCACUUUUUUUUUGAGGGAGGGGUUACACUUGUUUUGCAGGAAUCUCCUGGGCAGGUAGAAAAUCUCUGAUUCCAGCCGUGGCUGGUGG
This is a messenger RNA of Trachemys scripta elegans, 2157 nucleotides long. It is a transcript of the gene CSNK1E, whose product is annotated as casein kinase 1 epsilon. Gene Ontology annotation, cellular component: cytoplasm; nucleus. Bases 369 to 1619 code for a protein of 416 amino acids. Lineage: Eukaryota; Metazoa; Chordata; Testudines; Emydidae. The transcript has 12 exons. The record is from RefSeq and is a predicted model, not a curated record. Gene Ontology annotation, biological process: peptidyl-serine phosphorylation; endocytosis; signal transduction. Gene Ontology annotation, molecular function: ATP binding; protein serine/threonine kinase activity.